UCGGACCAUUUUGUAAUGACUGUUCUAUACGAAUGGUUCCCUUGCAUAUUUAUAUCCUUUGAAUUGGACAGAAAAUGAGUAUUUGCGUAAAAUAUAUGUUGGAAAAGCAAUAUCGUUUAAAUCCUGUAUGCAUAAAAUGGGCGAUCUAAUUAUAGCUAAUCUGCCAGGAAAACCAAGGUUUCCUCAUUUGCUUAAAUCGUUAUCAGACUAAAAGAAAACAAUGAUUCACGUCAGGAAGAUUAAAGAUUUUAAUGUCUAACCUUAAUCCCUUGUGAUGAAAGGAUGUUACGCUACUAGACAAUGACAAUAAUAUAUGACAAAAAGCCAAUUAGCUGCUUUUUGUUUGAAUAGCAGUGGCGGGCUGCAUUACGCCUAACUACGGCGGAGGCUACAGGAAGUGAGGCAGGGAAAACGCUUUCAUUCCGAAAUAGUCCUUGUGACUACAGAAGAUAAGCCGAGCUUUGUGUAAAACUCUUUUCUCGGAGACUUUGCACUGGUUGCAUUGGUAAUGAGGUGAUGGGCGCGUUGGGAUGUCCUAGGCAACUCGCCGGUUGGCCGUGGCUUUUCGGACGGGCUGUCCGUACCAUCUCAGGAGGGGCGGAGGUAAAGCCACAUGAGAAGCUGUACCAUGUUUCUCCUUUUGGGGGCCGUCUGCGUGGAAACGUUUUCAGUUCACCUUCAAAGACACGCCGGUCUCCGUGGUGCUAGGAGGAUAGAUGCUCGCCUGUGAAACGUAUUUUUCUGUUCCCUUUCUGUGUGUUACCGUAGGAGCAUGGGCGGUCAAGUUGGUCAACCGUAAGCGAGAUGUUUACCGUAAAGACCAACUGACCACGAUUUAUUCCGUAAACAGAAGGCAAGAAACGUUGAGCUUCUACUUAUUUGACGGCUACCUGUUGACCGUUUAAAGGUUAUAUUUAAUACUGUUAGACGCCGUAACAUUCAUAUUAGAGUACACUUUAUAGUGGUGCUAAAUAACAGAGCAUCUAUGUCAGGAAAAUGUCCCUUCACACAGUUAAGGCUGCCAGUGGAUUUGACCUGACCGUUACAGUAACAUAGGCUAACAUUCCAGACAGACGAUGGAAGGAUGGUCAUCUGCAUCCUGAUUCUUCCAGCUACAUGUCAUGAACUAUGUGCACAAAACCACUGCAGAGAAUUCUGGGAAACGAUUUGCCGUUUGAGACGCGGUUCGUGGCUGGUGCAGGGGAAAUCCUGCUGACACGUGACCAGUCCAGUUCUGCACCUUUGAAGAGGAUUUAUUCACGUCAGAAGCUGUGUGAGCAUCGAGGGAAGAGGGUGAGAUGGAUGGACAUGAGCAGCAAAUGCAGAACUUUUCUUCUCACAGUUUCUGACUUAAGUUUUGGUGAACUCUUGAGAACCCACUUGGUACCGUGGCACCGGACCCAAAGUACUAAUCCGCUUGCACUUGGAAGUCAGGUCAUUUGCUUUUGACUCGCCUUCUCCAAUAGUGAACUGAGGAGUGAGAGGCUCAGCAGUGUGUCCCUGCCAUUCACCGGCUGCUACGCCCCUCUGCCUGAAUCCCCCUUUGCCUCCCAUCCACCGAUGAUCCAAGGCUGCCCCUAGAAUUCCUGAAACCUGAAUCCCUACUCGGCAGUCAGGAUGACGGAGGCGUGGCAGCAGCACGCUGUGGCCCCCCCCGUGGUGCACACCAUCCCACCGGGGGCAGAAAGCGCACUGGGCUGUGCCGUGUACGGCAUCGUCCUGCAGCCGGACCCCAGCCUCCAGCAGCAGCAGCAACACCAGCAGCCACAGCAGCACCAGCAGCAACAGGCGCCGCCCCAGCAGCAGCAUGCCGUCCAGGCGCAGCAGCCCUCCCUGCAGGUAGGGGGCGAUGGUGGGCACAAGUGCGGGGCCUGCGGCCACGACAUCUCGCACCUGGCCAAUCCGCAUGAGCACCAGUGCAUGGUGAGUCAGGACCGCUCCUUCCAGUGCACCCAGUGCCUUAAGAUCUUCCACCAGGCCACCGACUUGCUGGAGCACCAGUGCGUGCAGGUGGAGCAGAAGCCCUUCGUGUGUGGGGUCUGUAAGAUGGGCUUCUCCCUGCUCACCUCUCUGGCUGAGCACCACACGGCCCACAGCAGCGGCAACCCCAUGAAGUGCUCCAUCUGCGAGAAGACCUAUCGGCCCGGUUCCUCUGGCAACGCCACGCCCACACCCUCCGCCACCAACCCCCAGCAGCCGGCGGCUGAGGGCACCGCCUCCGGGGGAGGGGCUGCUGUGGGAGCCUCUGCGCCCACCGCCUUUGAGGCCUCGUCUCCUGACCGGCCCUACAAGUGCUCCGUGUGCCAGAAGGGCUUCCGGCACUUGUCGGAGCUGUCACGGCACGAGCGCGUGCACACGGGUGAGAAGCCGUACAAAUGCGACGCCUGCGACAAGAGCUUCAGCCAGUCGUCGCACCUGGCGCACCACCAGCGCACGCACAGUUCCGAGCGGCCUUACAAGUGUGCUGCUUGCGAGAAGAGCUUCAAGCACCGCUCGCACCUCGUGCGGCACAUGUAUGCUCACUCGGGAGAGCACCUCUUCAAGUGCAACCUGUGUGAGAUGCACUUCAAGGAGUCCUCGGAGCUGCUGCACCACCAGUGCCAGCCGGCUGGCGAGCGGCCUUUCCGCUGCGCCGCCUGCGGCAAGGGUUUCAAGCGGCCGUCGGACCUGCGGCAACACGAGCGCACACACUCGGAGGAGCGCCCCUUCCAGUGCGACGAGUGUCAGAUGAGCUUCAAGCAGCAGUACGCGCUAGUGCGCCACCGUCGCACGCACAAAGGUGCCGCGGACCGGCCCUUUAAGUGCAACCUCUGCGACAAGGGCUUCCUGCAGCCGUCUCAUCUGCUUUACCACCAGCACGUGCAUGGCAUGGACAGCCUGUUCAAGUGUGCCUCCUGCCAGAAGGGCUUCAGCCAAUCAGGAGAGCUCUUGCGCCACAAGUGCGGGGGGGCAGCCGCCGCUGCAGCUGCCGACCGGCCGUACAAAUGCGACGUGUGCGGCAAAGGCUACAAGAAGUCGUCGACGCUGCAGCGGCACCAGAACUCGCACUGCUCCGAGAAGCCGCUCAAGUGCUCGCUGUGCGACCGCCGUUUCCUCUCCUCAUCUGAGUUUGUGCAGCACCGCUGCGACCCGGCCCGCGAGAAGCCGCUCAAGUGCCCCGACUGCGAGAAACGCUUCAAGUACUCGUCGGACCUGCAGCGGCACCGGCGCGUGCACACGGGUGAGAAGCCUUUCAAGUGCCCCAGCUGCGACAAGGGUUUCAAGCAGCGGGAGCACUUGGCCAAGCACCAGAGCGUACAUGCCCGCGAAGCGCAGUUCAAAUGCGUGUGGUGCGGGGAGCGCUUUGGGGACCUGGGCGCCCUGCAGGAGCACACCGUGCAGCACACGGCCGAGGGUGGGGGCUACACCGUGCCCCCCUGCAUAUAGUGGCACCAGCUUUGCCCCCCACGCCUCCAUCCCCAUAAACUGCUCCACAUGCCCUCUCUUCAGUCUCGUGCAGAGGUGCCAGGGAUCAGCAACCAGUGUUCGGCGCCCAUAGCCCCCACCCCAUCCCCACGCCUCUGAAAUUAGCCACGGAUUUUCUCCAGGUGACGUGCGGCCGCGUGCCUGCUGGGGUGCAUGAGGUCACCCUCACAACUCGAAGGAAAAGUGCACCCCCCCCCCAUCCUCCCAAUUUUUAAACGCGUCAGUUGCUUUGUCGACUGGCUGGAGUCACCACACGGCAUCCUCUUCCAUCUGGCCCACGACUGCUCCAGACUGGCAUUCGGUUCCAGAACCGGGACUCGGGAUCUCCUCCCUCAACCCUGUGCCCCCCAGGGCAGAAUGCCCAUGCGCUCCCCAACGGUCUCACUCCCCCAUCAAUGGGCCCCUCUGGAGCUCUCUCCUGUACUCCCUGAGGCACCGUUCUGACACCUGAGGACUGGUACCCAUGUUUUUUUUGGUUGGUAAAGUGACUGAACUCUGACAUUUAGAUAAAAUUUGUUUAAAAUAUGAAAGGUGCAAGGGGAGGGACAAGAAACUGAAACAGGCAUUAGACGUGACUUUUUAAAGGGGACCUUCUGCCUUGGACCUUCACCUGGCCAAUUAUGAAGCUGGACCUGGACUCCUUACCGUGACACCAGGACCGGGGUACAGGGCAGAGUCAGUAAAGCCCACCCCUUCCAUCUCUGCCCCCCCCACGUCUCAGGGGAAGGCAGGGGGAUGGGGGGCGGAGCUGUCUGCGGACAUCUUUACGCACCAAUCGGAGCGACUCCGUCUCCCCGGAGUAACAGCUGUGGUCCUGGAACAACAUUUGAAAGUGUCAUAAAUAGUUGUGAAAUAUUACUGUCAUGUGCGUACACCC
This is a messenger RNA of Paramormyrops kingsleyae, 4342 nucleotides long. NCBI's taxonomy places the organism in Eukaryota, Metazoa, Chordata, Actinopteri, Osteoglossiformes, Mormyridae. The record is from RefSeq and is a predicted model, not a curated record.